GGAAUGUAAUUCAUUACCGAUAAUUGGAAAGACGAUCGGUGUAAUAGUAUAUACUCUCUUAGCAAAGUAAUGUCAGAUAAGGUGUUUAGCUAAAAUAAGCAUUUCUUAAAUUAUCUUUCGUUGGGAAUGUGGACUUUAUUUAGACGUUUGUGAGCAUAUGCUUAAAAGCCUACUACGAUUGACAAGAGACAUGGAGAACAUUUCAGCCUACGAAAACGGCCCUGGUCUUGAUCAACAUAGCAACCACAACGACACCGAUCCCACGUUCGACGACGACUCCUACUCCUUCGACGACUACUAUCACGAACACGUGUACAGCAUAUUCGACUUUGAGAUUGUGAUCUACGGUUAUAUCUGGCCAGUCUUGGUCAUUUUUACGUGUCUAUGCAAUUGUCUUGUGAUCGUUGGAUUCUUACGAAAGAAUAUGCGAACUUCGACUAAUAUAAUUUUGGUUUUAAUCGCAAUAUCCGACUCCCUUACCGGACUGGUGACCCUCCCAGCGACGUUCUAUGUGUACUCAAGUGAACAGAUGUUACUUUCUAAAGACUGGUGCAAUGCUACCAUGAUAACCAGGUUGUACAUUGCACGUGCAUUUCACACCAUUUCCGUCUGGGAAACCGUUCUCCUUGGGUUUCAAAGGUUCUUGCAUGUACGACACCCUGCUGUUGCUAACCGUUGGUGCACGAUGAAGAAAACGAUCGGCAUUGUUGCUGUUAUGUACGUCCUGUCCUUUCUAUUGCACAUGUACCAUGCUUUUGACAUUAAGACUAGUGAUGGGUUUUGCCACUGGGAACUCAAAGAGCCAUGCGGAUGGGGCUGUGCUUAUAUAUGGGCCUCGUUUAUCCUCGGUCACGCAAUUCCCUGCGUGGCAUUGGUGGCGUUCACGACACUGAUGUUGCGAUCAGUGAGCCAGAGACCUGGUAGCAAAAGUGUUGACAACAACGUUAGGCGACGAAGAGAGCAAAACAGAAACAUGACCAUCGCUGUUCUACUGAUAGUCGUCAUAUUUCUUAUACCGGAGCUGCCUUAUGGUCUCUUCUACUUGUUGACGAUGAUACUGAUACAUAGCGGGCAGAAAAUACUACCUCUGAGGACCAACAGAAUAAUCCACGCCACGUAUGAGCUGGCCUUGGUGCUUAGCUUUCAUCUGAAUUUCUGGGUAUACUGUGUGAUGAUUCGAAGCUUCCGUUCUGGCAUUAAAACUCUUUUUAAGAUGGCACGGUGCAAGGAAGGCACAUUUUCAGAACUUGAGCACGAGCACACGUCAUCUCAGAACAUGAGUUAUGAACUUGUUGGUGUCUCAGAGAGACAGGCUGAAGACGUUGAAAUGUGAAAAUAUGUUAAUGUUACUCAACGAUAUAAACAGCAUACUCCUUUUACAAAAAGUCUUAGAGUAAGGUCUUAUUUAGAACAUAUUUAUUAUUGGAAAUCUGUUUCAAUUGUAACGCUAAAAUCAGUUUAAAUAUGACAUAAAACAUGAGUUGUCAGUUUCAAAUAAUCAAAAAUAAUUAGUAACGUAAAUUGUGCACAAAACAUUUAAUAUCCAUUUAUAUGGUAUUUUAUAUGACCUCGUAAAGAAUACUUGUUUUUCAUUACCUUAGGCGGGUGAAAGGCCUACGGUUUAUUUUGUAUAAUUUGCUUAUUGCAUGAAGCGUUAAUAGCGUAAAUUGUGCAGGAAAUGUGUAAUAUCCACUUGUAUGGUAGUGUAUAUUACCUUGGACAGAACACUCGUUUUUAUCAUCUCAUCCAGGUGAUAGGCCGACUGCGUAUUUUCAAUUAUAGGCGGGUAGAUUUUCAUACUUAAUUUAGUGACGUUAAAUGAUGUCGCGAAUGUAGGCACGACGACGUUAUAUAAAACAGACGCGCACACAUCUCUCCUGUUUAUCCGGUUGCUCAAAACUUUAAAUAAUAGUUAAGGUUACAGUCUGUUUACUUCAGAUCAAAAUAAAAUUAAGUGACCAAGCAAAGUUAUUAUCAAACAUGUUUAAACUAUUCGGGAAAACACAUUUGUUUAAAACGAAGAACACAAUAUUAAAGGCAAGCAAUUCAUUACUUUAUCCCGAAAUUAAUGACUAUGAGCUCAAAUGGCCGCGAAAGUUUUGAGCAACCAGGCUCAUAUUCUGGCUGUCAUUCUCUUUGUCGCUUUUUCAAUUUAAUAAUAAAUAUACCGAUAGCGCUACUAAGCAUAUAAUAACACAACAAUAAAAAAUAAUGGUCAUAAUCAGCAUACUUGCGGCAUAGGAAGCCUUGGGGACAUUCCACUAUAAAACGAUUUUUGCCUAUAUAUCAACAACAGCUACACUGAUAUCACUUUCGGCUAAAAUUAUCAAACCUUUGACGACAAUUACCAGAAAAUGUGAACAGCAUAUUCGACUUUGAGAAUGCGAUCUAAUGAUACAUUGUCUGAAGUUAUUUAUAUGUUUUUUGUCACAAGUAGGCGGCUUAUACAACAUUUGAUAAACCUACUAAUAAACCAAUAACAAACACCAUUAUGUGUAAUCAUAAUAUCGGCUUGGAAUAAACAUGACAUACUUUCAAAAGAAAUACAGAAAACAUUAGGAAGAUCGUCGUAAUAGUCAGUUAUAAACAGCAAAUAAAUUUAAACUUCUUAAAAUGGAAAAACAUUUACCGUUCAGCAAUUCUUGAGCGGUUUUCGCAAAAGGCACGAUACAAUGAGGAGGGCCGAUACAAUGAGAAUCAGGGCAAACGCCUGUUUGUGCUUCCUUACGAAAGCAUAUGCGAACUUCUUCUGAUAUCAUUUUGGUUUCAUCGCACUUUUGAUUCAAUACCUACACAUCUAGAGUCCCAAUUGUGCGUUAUUCGACAAUAAACAAUGAUAGAAAAUCAUGGUAUAUAACAAGGCUCACAAAACUCUAUCAAAUAUAAUAUAAUAACGCGGAUUUUUUUUUCAAGUGGCAUAGAUUAUAGUGAAAUACACGUCAUUUGUAUUCCGUUAGAUUUUAUGAAACUUGUGCAUGUACUAAAUUAUUUUCAGUGGACAAAUACUGUAUAUUUAGAUACCACUGAUAAAUAUGAUUCAAAAGAAAGUAUUGUCCUAUUUUUGUUGUUGGUCUUCAGUAUUUUAUCUCUUGCUGAUCUAUUUAAAAGUUUUACUGAACAUGAUACUAUAGUUAAUAGUUAUUUUUGUGUAACUCUUAAUGCGUAUGCGAAUUUUAAUUUGAAAGUGUCUGCCUAGUGACCUCUAGUAAUGAGUGCCUUGUGUUUGACUGUAUAAAAAUCGCAAUUAAAUGUAUAAACUAUCAUUUACCGUUUUUUCUUAGUAUUGUCGAACAUCCAUUAGAUGUCGAAUAGAUUUUGUUAUCAUAUUAGUUUGUUAAGUCAUGUUUAAACACAUAUUUUUGAAU
Molecule: messenger RNA, 3365 nt
Organism: Dreissena polymorpha
Lineage: Eukaryota; Metazoa; Mollusca; Bivalvia; Myida; Dreissenidae
Product: sex peptide receptor-like
Exons: 2
Coding region: 158-1333 (391 amino acids)
Biological process (GO): G protein-coupled receptor signaling pathway
Cellular component (GO): membrane
Molecular function (GO): G protein-coupled receptor activity
Source: RefSeq, a predicted model, not a curated record